This is a messenger RNA of Aspergillus candidus, 2487 nucleotides long. RefSeq lists its product as uncharacterized. Bases 1 to 2487 code for a protein of 828 amino acids. The transcript has 5 exons. Lineage: Eukaryota; Fungi; Ascomycota; Eurotiomycetes; Eurotiales; Aspergillaceae. The record is from RefSeq and is a predicted model, not a curated record.
AUGUCUUCUGAGGCAAUAAGCACUACCACUACUCUGGUAUCCGCAGUCACAUCCAGAAGUCAAGAUAACAGCCCUACCAGUCCUGAAAGUAGUCAAGGUGUACAGCUUCAGAGUCCCUCACACGAUAGCCCGGGAGACGACGAAGAGAAAGGACCAUCCAACAAAUCGUCAAACAAAACGACAGCACCGAGAAAAGAAAAACAAUGGACGCAAGGCGUACGACUGUGUAUCUAUGUCAUGAUUGUAAUCCUCGCGAUCAACCUCAGCAUGACGGUGACUUUCGCGCUCCUGGCACGCUCCAAAAAAUCCAAAAACAUAUUCUACGAAGGGGAUUGUGACACGGUAAAUGGGACAUCGAUCGGACUCGGCCUCCUAGUAAAUGCCGUUGGCGUCGCCUUGACUGCUACGAGCAAUUACUGCUGCCAGAUUGUCACGGCCCCGUCCAGAGAGGAAGUUGAUCGGGCUCAUAGUAGACGGACAUGGGUGGCCAUUGGGUCCCAGAGCAUCACUAAUAUCUGGCUUGCUGCUCCAUGGCGCAAAUUGUUGUGGUUGGUGUUGUGUGCCACCUCGAUUGCGGUCCAGCUGGUAUACAAUUCCUUCGUGCAUACCGUGGUUGGGCCCAACGACUUCGGGGCCGUGGUGAUAUCUUCUAAUUCCACCCCUUUUACCACAGAGUUCGCCCCUGAGUCGCAAUUCGAGGAGACGAUCGGAGUCAGUACAAAUGAGUUUAAAGAAAAUUUCAAAAACGGGGACUUUGAAGAGCUGCAAGAUGAGACGAAUUACUAUGGCGACACGAUAGACGUACCAGGAUUGUGCGAAUCAAAGGUCCAUCCUACCCAGUUGAUGAAAACACGCCUCACGUUGCUCCUUGCAAGUGACAGCAUACCGGCCAACAAAAGUACCAUUUGGAGGUGUGUUACCGACUCCUUUCUCCGACUGCAUGGGGAAAUGGAGUAUACAACGGCUUCAUCCGAGCUCUCAGGAUCUAACAGCUUGUGUGACUUCUCUGUUGAUUCGAUAAAUGGUUAUGUUGUCCAACAUUGCUGGAGCAAAACAAGCGAAGCGCAAUGUCGAAUGGUAUACAAUCUUCCCAUUGGAUUAAUUGUGACUGGGUGCGUUGCAGCAAAAUUGAUUGGCAUACUUCUUAUUAUCUGUGACCAUCGCGAGGAGAUCCUUCUGACGACAGGCGACGCCAUUGCCUCUUUUCUGCAAAGACCCGAUCCUAUAACAGCCGAUACUUCUCUUCUCGCCCAUCCACACGUACCACGUCGGCAAGCCAUGAAUAACGAGGUACACCUGUCCUGGCGAGCCAACUUCCCUAUAGACUCUCUACGGCAUACCCAACACCGAGAUGCAACAACUUCACCGCCGGCACGCCCAACCUACCCCUGCAUAAAGUGGUAUAUAUGGAAAGAUGCCGUCCCACGCUUACUACUCUGGCUCCUAAUCACUGUAGCCACAGCCUCAAUCGGAAUAAGCUUCAUCCCCUUGACCAGCAACAUGCCCAACGAAUCAGGCAAGUCGGUCGCGACCAGCGUCUUCUCGGAGAUCUUUCCGCCAGCCCUAGACACGCGUCUUUCAGAGGAAAACUUCGCCUGCUUCGUGCUAGUCGUCAAUUCCCCCCAGGUCGUCGUCUCAAUGAUAUACUACCUCGUCAACAACGUGCUCACAAGAAUGCUUCUCGCAGCCGAGUACACCAGCUACGCCAUAAAACGGAAACCGCUGCGUGUCUCAUUUCCCCAAGGCCAGCAGCGUUCGACGUACUACCUCACGAUCCCGUAUAGAUGGAGCGUCCCCACGUUCGUGAUCUUUUCCGUCCUGCAUCUGCUUAUGUCCGAGGCAUUUUCGUACGUAGAGGUCAUGCCGUACAGCGUACAUGGUCACUUCGACGAGGAUAGACUUAUGCCCGCCAUUGCGGUGUCGAUCGUCGCAUCGGGCUUGUACAUGGGCAUCCUCGUCUACUGUUGGAUGCACAUGUACCUCGCGAUGCAUAUCAUCAGGUUCGACUACCCGCCUAUGCCGCUGGCGCUGAAUUGUAGUGCUGCGAUUAGCGCGGCUUGCCAUCCGCCUGAGAGCGACACCGAUGCUGCUGAGAAGCCAGUCAUGUGGGGUGAAGUCCAGCGAGAGAACAGUAUGGGCGGGGAUGGAGAUGAGCGGUACCGAUAUUGUAGCUUCUCUUCUCAAGAAGUGAUUGAAACAAUGUAUCCUAGUCAUGAUACACGGUCAUCGGACCCCAAUUUAAAGUCCUUACCCAAACACAUGCCUGUCUAUUCCAACUCAGCCUUCAGCUUCCUGAGCGGACGAAAACUAGCACCCAUUGGGAAAGACGCACCACAACGGUUCAACACCAACCUCCAAGCCCGACCAACCCACGAAUCAUAUCUCGCGGUGAACAUCCGAGUGUCCAGGCAGUUGGAUCAAGCAAUAGCCGGCCAGAAUCGGCUAGUCGACGCCCCUACCCCACUAGUCCAUUCCAAGUCCCCAUAG